GACACGAGCUCUCUGCAUGGCUGAUUCUGAUGGUGAUGGUCAAUCGAAUGGCGUUGAACUCGGUGAUCCAGGUUGUGUGUGGACUCGGGGCGCGACACCUACGGAUCGACCAACUGGACAUCCAGGCAUCUGUGAAAACUGGAGAACACCACUAUGUAGGACGAGAAACUCAAACCUAUUCAAUUGCGCGUCUACUGGUUUACAAUGCCCUGCCAUCAGUGCUCAAGGUGUACAGCAAAAACAAUUUAGGAUGCCAAGAACAACGAUACCAGCAACAGCUUUCUCAUACAUGUGUGUCAACCUUGAGUUUCCAACAGAUCGUGAUUAUCAUAUUAUAGCGGACACGGGAAUUCUCGACAAUCAGAACGCAGUGCAUCAUAUGAUUUUAUUUGCGUGUUCAA
Molecule: messenger RNA, 401 nt
Organism: Mizuhopecten yessoensis (Yesso scallop)
Lineage: Eukaryota; Metazoa; Mollusca; Bivalvia; Pectinida; Pectinidae
Exons: 3
Coding region: 30-338 (102 amino acids)
Source: RefSeq, a predicted model, not a curated record